Messenger RNA from Zymoseptoria tritici IPO323, 1377 nucleotides. RefSeq lists its product as uncharacterized. NCBI's taxonomy places the organism in Eukaryota, Fungi, Ascomycota, Dothideomycetes, Mycosphaerellales, Mycosphaerellaceae. The record is from RefSeq and is a predicted model, not a curated record. Bases 1 to 1377 code for a protein of 458 amino acids. The transcript is spliced from 3 exons.
AUGAAUCAGUUCCCCGCCUACUCCGACGGCGACGUCAAGGUCAUCAUCAGCUCUGGCCGACACUAUCAGCUCCACUCAAACUUUCUCCGCAACAGCAGUCCGGUGCUGCGCAACCUCCUUCGAGACGAGAACGCCGCCGACCUCUCCUCAAAGGCCAUCAAAAAGAAUGCCAUGCGUUUCCAGCUCACCCUUACACCAAACAAGCGCCGCCGUGACAACGCCGACAUCAAACACGUCUUCGCUCUCACCGAGCUCGACCGCAACGGCCGCGCGAUCGGAGGCAGCACAGCUUCCAUCGUUGAGUCCGAGAAUGGCCGCGCCAUCGAACCCAACUUUCUCGCCUUCGACAGAAUCCUACGUGCAUUCUACAACCAGGGCUUCGACUUCGGAGAUGCGCAGGAAGACCACAUGACAGAUCUGCUGAACGCUGCUCUCGAAACCAUCGCCGCCGCAGAGUACCUCAAAUGCGUCCACGUCAUCUCCGGGCCAAUCGAAGCGACUCUCCUCAGCACCGGCCAAAGCCUCCAACGCGCCCUCUCCCUCUACCCACCCGCAUGGCUCAUGUUCGCCGAGCGCAUCAAGUCCCGCGCGAUUUUCAAGCAAGCCCUUAUCCACGGCACCGGCCAAUACAAUAUGCCCGUUGUGCAGAACGCUAUCGCAGACGGAAGUCUCUCCGACUCCAUCAUCGCCGUGCUAGAAAAGAAAGCGCAGGCGGUCGUCAAUGGUGUAGCUCAGGCGCAGCGCUGCAUGGCGUCCUACUAUCCGGCUGCGCUGAUGCGUGAGAAGACAAUCGGCAGGGUGGACCGUGACAACAUCGGCCGCGCGGACUACGGCAACGACAUCCUCAUGUGGAUCGCACUAUGCGUCUUUCGCCACUGGCUGUCCGAUCAGCUGGCGGCGGACCACACGCAUCAUGCGCCGGACAUGGGAUACCAACUCAUGUCGAUCGUGAAUCAAGGCGGGAAUGCCUACCUCUCAAGACAGGUGCUGCAGCAUCAAUUCCACGCGAGGUUUCCGAUGAGCCCGAAGGGCAUGGCGUGUGUGGAGCACCGGCUGAUGGAGAUCAAGAACAAUGUCGCGCAGUGGGCUGCUCCUCUCAUGGUCGACGACACCGAACUCGACACCACUCGUUACCCGGUCAAGCACUACACACACAUCCGAGUCGACGUCGAAGACUACCCCUGGGCCGCAGCCGAGACCGCCGCUCAAGCGAUCAUUGCGGCAGGAGGUAAAGCGCCCGUUGACGAUGAACCGGAGCUAGACGAAGAGGAAGAGGUCUUUUUGGAGUCGAGCGAUUCAGAGAUGGGUGAGAAUGCGGGUUCGGACGAUGUUGACGGGGAGGACGAUACCGGUGAUGAGGAUGCGAUGGAGACUUGA